AUGCACACAAAAGCUCUUCCAUCGAUCCGAUUUUUAUUGGAUCCACCAACAGACUAUGAAUCUCCUGAUACUAUAAAAUCGGAAAUAUCAUUUGAAGGUUAUGGAACAAAAACUUCACGAACACCGCCACAAUUAAGAUCAUCACAAGAAGAAGAAAAUGAUCAUCAUUAUUAUAUGACCCCUGCUUAUCAAAAUAUUACAACUUCUUCUCUCCCUCCACCUAUUCAACAACCAUCUCUUCAUCAACAAUUUUCUGUCUUUACACCUUUUGAAAAACAAUCACAAAAAUCACCACAAAUCAUCCCUAAUAUUGAUAUCAAUACUUCUAAUAAUACUUUACCACCUAUUGAAAUUAAAUGUGAAAAUCCUUUACCAUCUAUUGAAAUUAAACAAAUUAAACGGGAGCAUUCUUUAUCACCUCUUGAAAUCAAACUUCAAAGUAAUAUGAGAAGACAUUUAAGAGUACAUCGUAUGGGUAGACCUGUAAAAAAAAUUCGAUAUGAUGGUGAAGUUGAAGGUGUUAAAAUGAAUAAAUUGAAAAAUCAUUUGUUUGAUGCGUAUUUGGAUUAG
Molecule: messenger RNA, 570 nt
Organism: Diversispora eburnea
Lineage: Eukaryota; Fungi; Glomeromycota; Glomeromycetes; Diversisporales; Diversisporaceae
Source: the annotation of a GenBank genome assembly